AAUGAUUAGAUUCUCAUUGAAGAAAGGAUAACAAUUAUUAAAAAAAUAAUUCUAAGCUUUCUCAACAUAAUAGAAUCUUAUAGAAAUAUUUAUAGAUGAUGUUCCUCAUAAAGUAGAAAUAUAUGUUUGACCAUUUAUAGGUUGAUCCAUCAGCUACAAUAUUUUAAGCAUGUUAUUCAGCAGGUGUGAUUAUUCCAAGAUUCUGUUAUCAUGAAAGAUUAGCAGUUGCAGGAAAUUGUAGAAUGUGUCUAGUAGAAGUUGAAAAAUCACCAAAACCUGUAUAAUUAAAUGAAUAUUCUAAAAGGUGGCAGCUUGUGCAGCAUAAGUUGCACCUGGAAUGAGAAUACUUACAAAAAGUGAGAAGACUAGAAUAGCAAGAGGAGGUGUUAUGGAAUUCAUGUUAGCAAAUCACCCAUUAGAUUGUCCAAUCUGUGAUUAAGGAGGAGAAUGUGAUUUAUAAGAUAUUUCUGAAUAAUAUGGGUAAACUCAUUAUAUUCUAUCAUUAGAUAUGGAGAUAGCAGACAUAAUGAAUAUAAGAGAGCUGUGGAAGAUAAGAAUUUUGGUCCUCUUGUAGCUACUAGUAUGAAUAGAUGCAUUCAUUGCACUAGAUGUAUAAGAUUUUCAGAUGAAUAUGCUGGUGUAACUGAAUUAGGAACUAGUGGAAGAGGAAGAAAUACUGAAAUUGGUACAUACAUUGACAAAAUGAUCACUAGUGAAUUAUAAGGAAAUCUAGCUGAUAUUUGUCCAGUUGGUGCUUUAACCAAUGGACCAUAUGCAUUUACGUCUAGACCUUGGGAAUUAAAAUCAUAUGAUUCUGUUGAUGUUUUUGAUACCAUCAUUCCACUUAUUUAAAUUGAUACUAGAGGAGCUGAAAUUAUGAGAGUUUUACCUAGAAUUCAUGAAGAAGUCAAUGAAGAAUGGUUAAAUGAUAAAUCAAGAUAAGCCUUUGAUGGAUUAAAAAAAUAAAGAUUAACACUACCAUUGGCUAGAGAUGCUUAAGGCAAUUUUACAGAUUUAUAUUGGGCAGAUGCUAUAUAAUAAGCAGCUAAGAAAUUAUAAUCUGUUAAAGGAGAAGAAAUUGUUGGAGUUAUUGGAGAAUUUGCUGAUUGUGAAUCUAUUGUUGCUUUAAAGGAUUUAUUAAAUAGAUUUGAUAGUGAUAAUUUUGAAAUUAGAGGAACUGGUGUCCCCUAAUUAGAUGCAGAUUUUAGAGCUAAUUAUUUAUUCAAUUCUAGAAUUACAGGAAUUGAAGAAGCUGAUGUUCUUUUAUUAGUAGGUACAAAUCCAAAAAUUGAAUCACCCUUAUUAAAUUCAAGAAUCUUAAGAGCUACUAGAAAAAACAAUUUAAAGGUAUUUUUGGUUGGACCAGCAAAUGAUUUAACAUAUAACUAUGUUCAUCUUGGUAAUAAUGCUUCAAUUCUUGAUGAAAUUGCUAAUGGUACUCAUCCAUUUGCUGCAAGACUUAAAUCUGCUAAAUUGCCUAUGAUUUUAACAGGAGCUGGUGUGUUAGAAAGAGUUGAUGGAAAUGCCAUUCACAAUGCUUUAAAAAAGAUAGCAUAAAAUUCACCUGUAAUUAAUCCAUAACAAGGAUGGAAUGGUUUCAACCUUUUACAUAAAGAUGUUGGAAGAAUUAAUGCUCUUGAAUUAGGUAUCACAGCUAGAAGAAGCAGUGUACCACCUAAAGUUGUUAUUUUAUUAGGAGUUGAUAAUAAUUUAAAUGCUUAAGAUAUUCCAAAAGAUGCCUUUGUUAUCUAUAUUGGCAGUCAUGGAGAUGAAGGGGCUUAUUAUGCUGACCUCAUAUUACCAGGUGCUACCUAUACUGAAAAGAAUGGCACAUAUGUAAUUCCAAUUAUGUAUUUAACAAGAUUUCAACUGAAGGAAGGGUCUAAACCACAAAAUUGGUAGCCCUCCCUCCAUCAGGUGCAAAAUCAGAUUGGGAAAUCUUGAGAGCUUUAUCCGAAGAAUGUGGAUGUGCCUUACCUUAUGAUAGUUUAGAGGAAGUAAGUCUUUAUCUAUACAUUAAAAUAGGUUAGAUAUAGAAUUGCUGAAUUAGCUCCACAUUUGUUAAAGUAUGAUUAUAUUGAGCCCACUGUUUUGGGAUAGGUUGCAUUAAAACCUGAAUCAUCAAAAUAAACCAUUUCAGCCACUCCUUUCAGAGAUCUUAUUGAUGUACAAUAUAUAAUUUAUUUAAUAGAACUUCUAUAUGACUGAUGCUAUUUCUAGAUAAUCAGUUACUAUGGCUAAAUGCUCUACAGCAUUUAAUCCUCAUAAAUUUAGCACAUUUAAAUAAUUAUGAU
This is a messenger RNA of Paramecium pentaurelia, 2294 nucleotides long. NCBI's taxonomy places the organism in Eukaryota, Ciliophora, Oligohymenophorea, Peniculida, Parameciidae. The record is from the annotation of a GenBank genome assembly.